Messenger RNA from Verticillium dahliae VdLs.17, 5388 nucleotides. RefSeq lists its product as uncharacterized. Bases 1 to 5388 code for a protein of 1795 amino acids. Gene Ontology annotation, molecular function: structural constituent of nuclear pore. The record is from RefSeq and is a predicted model, not a curated record. The transcript is spliced from 4 exons. Gene Ontology annotation, biological process: protein import into nucleus; RNA export from nucleus. Lineage: Eukaryota; Fungi; Ascomycota; Sordariomycetes; Glomerellales; Plectosphaerellaceae. Gene Ontology annotation, cellular component: nuclear pore inner ring.
AUGGCGCCACUGACAGAUCAGAUUUAUUUUCCUCCCUUGGAGGACUGCCUCAAGGGCGAGACCAGCAUUCUGUAUGUGCCUCCCAUGCAGCUCCUUGCUGUUGUUUGCGCUGCCUUGUUGAUUGCCAUUGCUCACAUCUGUACCACCAGCUCCUGGAGGCUCGUCGCCAAAGCUUUAGCUGAGCCCUACGGCGAACGUCGAAACACAGAAACCCUGUCUGAAUUUCUAAAAGACGAACAUGUUCGAUCACUCCUUCAAGACCCAGCAACUGCAUUUAGCCCAUCCAACGAUGCGACGAAGAAGCAGUUCGAGACGACGACGGCUGCCAUCAACGUGACCCCGACGCCGAACGGCAAAUACGAUAUUGGCACCAUAAAGGGGGAUGCUACAUGGCUCAGCAAAGCUGGCAAUGUCAACCUCAUUGCAGCGCUUCGAAUUGUUGUUCUCGAAUUUCAGGCUCGACCUGCCGCUCAUCUCGCAGGGCCACUAUCGACACAGGAUGCCGUCAACCUUCAAGAAGCUGCUGGCGUCAGCAACUCUCAAUCAUCAAGCCUCGUCCCCAUAUCUGGCGCGACGAUGGAUGCCGACGCCAUAUGGACCGUGUUUGACAAGGAGGAAGCGAAGCGCCUACGCAUUUUCCAGACCUACCUCUCAGAGCGUCGUUAUCUGGCCAUGGCUGCGGACUUGACGCAUGGUGAGACUUUGCGCCAUCAGCCAAAAGCUAUCACUGGCACCGAAGAGGCUUCCGAAGCCAGUUACCCUGUCCUACCCGCCGACGAUCUGACCAAGCUGGCGGAGAAUCUCAUUUCGACCAACCUCAAGUGGAUCGCUCGGACAGUCGAUAGCCUUGGCAACGGUUUUGAACGGGAGACUGACGACAAGAGCAUCUUGAUCGACGAGAUCGAGGUUGACUGGCAACGAACCUUGCUGACCGAAAUUGCACACGCCUUGGCCACUAUUUUCCAGGCCCUGGACAGCCAUGGUGACCUUUUUGCGGCUCCCUCGUCUGUUCUUGAAUGGUUCACACUAAUGGAGUCUUGCGUCUUCUUCGAAGGCCUGUCUGCGGUCCACGAGAGCAUCGCCUCCGUUGUGCUCCCAAUUCACACAUUAGUCUGCGCGAUCUCAUUGAAGCUUUUGAAUCCCACAAGGGCAAUGGCUUUCCUGUCACAAGACAUUGACCUCCACCCCGAUGAGAACAACCCUUAUCUUGCCUCGUCAGACGUCUUGUCGAAGAUCCACGAUGCCAUCCUCACAGCUGCUGAUGCCGGCUGCGAAAGCCAGAGUCCUGUCAUGUUUGUUUGGACCGUCAUCACCCACCGCAUGACCAUCUCGCACACCGAGCGCUCGGAGAAAAGAGACACGAUCCAGAACCAGAGGUCGCAAGACGUCUUCGAAUCUAACGAUUCGAAUGAACCCCAGGCCUUGAUUCGACCCAGCACCGGACGCCGGCUGUCCGCGGGCAGCAUCGUCUCUCUCGAUGGCUUGCCGUUCGACGGAUUUCUUGCGGUUUCUGGUCUCAAGGAUGACACGCAAGCAAUUGAACAGCUGGCCAUCGCUGUCACUUCCCAGGGCAGAGUUUAUGAUAUCGUGACACAGAUGGUUUUUGCUGCCUCUGCAUCAAACGAAGGGAGCUUUGCCCCUGCGUUGGGCACUCGCAUCCGGACUACAUUCAUCGACUUUUUGAAGGCCACCUACCCUCUGGUCGGCUACCAGUCAGAUCCUGUCACAGCCUUGCUCUCGGUCCUUUCCGCCGGCAAGAGCUACUGGGAUUUAUCUCAGGACUUGGAUCCAGCGCAGGACAUCGCCGCUCAAACACUGCAGGACCCUCGAGCCCUGGAAUUCUACUUCGACCAAGCAUUCAGCCGCUAUCCUUACGAGUUCUUGCCAUUCCUAAACCUCUGCCGUUCUCUCACCAGUGCAUCUGCCACGGACGAAAGCGCCGAUGCAAUCAUCAACCUGCUUCGCAAGACUCCUUCCCUCACCUUUUCUUUACCCGAUGACUUCCAGGAGUACGAGUUGGCGCAGGAAGAGGAGAACACGAACACAUUCCGCCUAUUGGCUGAUAUCUCCCUGUUCAACACGUCGUCUUCCUGGAGCAGAAGAUCCCGCGAGGAUGAUGCGCUUAUAGUACCCGCUGGCACCUACGGACGUUUCAUCACCGACACUGGCCGUGUUGUGCUAAUGGAGUAUCAACAUUCAGCACUCGCUCUUCUAGGCAAACAAUUAGAAGUGCAUCUUGCACCAGAAACCUUCAACAGUGAGCUGGAGGGCUUACGAACGGAGGACGUUGCAGAAGUUGUUGCACUGCUCUCAACGCUUCUUCAAUCUGAAUCAAUCAAGAGCAAGAAGAAAGGACUUAAAGGCGAGCUUGUGCUCAAGGCUGGUCUUGAAAUCCUGGAAGAGACAAGCCAGCAUCUUUCGGGCAACAAGGAUAUCAUCUCCGUCGUUUGCAGCCUGCUCGACGUCUACACACAAGAUGACCAGGCGACUGCCGAUGGCCCUGGUAUCCUUGUCUUGACCUCGUUGUUCUCGAGCCUUGUCGACAGCGUAAUGCAUAGCGCCAUCCAGCGAAAGUCUGGCAACAAGAUUGUCGGCCGCCAGAAAGUCUCAAACAAUGUCUGGCUUGGAGUUGCGGACAAGGUGCUUGCAAGAGUCAGCCUGGCUAUUGCCCAAAGUGCCGUCGAUGUCUUCGAGAGCUCCUCUACCUGGCGGUUCCCAUCGGAAAUCCACCAGACAAUACUGGUUCAAGAUCUAAUCCCCAUCAUGGAGAGGCUUGUGACUGACACAUAUUCUAUCGGCGACCCCAGAAGCCCCGACUCAUUGUCCAUCUGCUUGCAGCCAGCAUCUGACUACAUCAUUAAGUCGUUCCUCUCUGGCUCCAAUGGCUCGUUGAGGUUUCAGGCUCUUCUUGGGACUUGGAUCACUGCACUGCGCAUCCCGGAUUCCACCCUAUACCUCAGCAAACUAUCUGCCAUUAGGAGGCAGGUAGUCUCGACGAUCGGGUUCGCAACCUCAUUGCUGCGUGUGGCAUCUCUCCUGGAGCGGCCCUCAACCGCGUUUGAAGAAUAUCUCUUCAAAGCAACCUCUGUUUUCGCUCGACUGAGCGCUGUCGAUGAAGAAUUCAGGCAACCCGUGAUGGCGCUCCUUGGGGCACUGGUCGUCAAUGCUUCAAAGGCUCACGACGACCCCCCAUCUCUGCUUGGAUAUCUCGGCCCGCUCCUGUCCAGAUCGUUCCUACAACUCCUGUCAGGCCUCGGGAAGCCAUUGCUUCAAUCCUCCGAAGUUUGUGCCACAUGGCACUUCUUUUCUAUCAUUGUACAGAACCGACAGCAGUGGAUGUCAAACUGCCUGCUCACAGGCAAGACGCCUCGCGACGCGCUGAGCAGGGGUGACAAUAAAACUACUGAAUCAGCGACCACCUCAGUUCUAAGCACUGCAUUCGCCAAGCUGAAGGCCAUCAACGACCUGGAGAGGGAGGAGGCGCUGAAGGUUCUCGACUUUGUUGCUUCAGCGCAAAACCACUGGCCGUGGACAAUCUUCACGAUGCAGAGAGACUCAUCCUACUUCGAGUCCCUUCGUCGGUUCGUGCGAGAGCUACAGACCUCGAGCACGACCGCGAGGACAGAUGCCACGAAGGCAGCGGUCGAGGCUAAGAUGGCAGCCUACAUCGCUGAGAUCUUUGCUAUGCAACUGUACCACCAGCGACAGAUGGGCGGUGCUGAGGAGCUGGCGAAAAGCCUUGUGGCGGAUCUCGACUAUUUUCUCCGUGAUGGUGUCGAGGUGGCAAGCUACAACAACUCACUGCACAACAACUUUACGAAGAAUUUUGCAUCCAAAUACCCUGGAGUAUCCCUUGACAGCCUCAAGCGAAUGGCAUUAGAACCUCGCGAGCUUGGAGAGUGGUACUACUAUGCCCUGGAUCGUGCAAACACGAUGCUGGACUUCGAUCCCGGCUGGCACGGUCGACGAGAUGAUGGAUUCAGAAAUGAAAUGGGCAUCGCGAACGCCAACUUGUCUCUGGUCGAUGCCCAAAUUUCUCUGUUCCACGCAUGGGAGUUCUUGCUCCUUGAACUGAGCAGUUCUUUGCCAGAGAACCCCAACGUCCAGAAGCAAAUGCUACAGGUAGCCCAGCAGUGUCUCAACGCCAACCAGUCAACUCAAGGUCCUGAGAAUAUCUUCGUGCGCAUCGUCGAGGAUCGAGCCAACUUGGCUUUGAUGUUGCUUCGUCGGCUCGUCGGAACAUCUCCUACAUCUCAAGACAUCAAGCAGAUCUUGGGCAGCCUGUUCAGUGUGAUCAACGCCGUCCAAGACCCCUUCGGACCCGAGUCCAUCGAAUACCACCGGACCAUCCUGAAGACAGUCUACGUCACACUGCGGCUUUACGGCUCCGCGGACAAGGAAAGCCUCAAAGCUUCAACGUCUGGUCCCAAAGGCUCGUCAGCAACUUUGACGCAGACUAUUCUCAACCUCCUUGAUACUGUUGUCGCGAAGGGGUUCAGAUCACUGAUCAGUCUUGUGCACGACUCGAAUGCGGCGGUCGCGCCGGAGGAUUUCGCCCUCUUAACCGCCAUUCUUCAGGCUUGUCUGAGUAUGCCUGCGAUGGACCAGUGCCAGACUCAGAUCCUUAACAUCAUGGCGUCAUACGACGCUAUGCACGCAGCGACAUCUCUGUUUUCUUGGUCAGACAAACUCUCGACCAACAACGACCCGAUUUAUGGAGAGCUGAGUCUGCUCUUCCUUCUGGAGCUUUCUACACUACCCACUCUCGCGGAGCAGAUGGCGGCCGAUGGCUUGCUGAGCCACCUCACGUCAGCUAACAUUACAAAUUACAUGCGUAAAGGCAUUAUCUCGCCAUUUUCCGAUGUUGUCGGCGCUCAGAGGUGUUACAGCAUUUGGGCGAAGGGUGUCCUACCUCUCCUUCUCAACCUCCUCACUGCGCUCGGUGGGACAGUGGCCCCCGAGGUCGCCUAUGUUCUGAACCAGUUCCCCCACCUUCUCAAAUCGAGCGUGGAGAGGUUUGAAGCGCCUGGCGCUAGUCGUACGGCCUCGCGCGAUGCGCCGCACUACGUCACGCUCCUUGCUGUUUCCGAGGUUCACUCGCUAGCUCUGUUGACCAAGGUCAUUGGCGCUCUCCGCGUGAAUAACAAUCGCGACAUUCCUGAAGUUGAUUGGGACGCAGCAUCACUUCUGGAAAAUAUCGACUUCUGGCUCUCAACACGCAAGCUUCUGAAGGAGCGGCUGCUGCCCCUGGGUCAGCGCGAGGUCGAAUGGAGAGGCGCAGCUAUCGACGCUGCCGGGGAUGAGAGGAAACCGGACAAUGUGCUCGAGGCCAAGGUCGUUGCGCAGAUGGAGGCCGUUCGAGACGUGCUCAUGGAGGAUUUGGAGUAG